CCGGCCCGGCCCGGCUUGGCGCGGCCCCACCCGGGGCGGCUGCGCUUUCUCCAACGCCGGCUCCUGCAAUAGUAGACGCCUGUGGACUCCUGAGGCUAUAGUUCUGCCAGGAACUUGCUCCAGCGCGGGCUUCUCAUGGGGUCACAGCCCCCUUUGGGUGCAGCAGCCUGCCCUGGCGUGGGGCCCUGCGCGGGCUGCGGGUGCAUCUCACCUCCAUGCGCUGCAGGGGCACGGCUGCCUCGCCAUGGCCUGCGCCACGGGCUGCAGGGACACUCUCUGCCCCGGCACCUGGAGCACCUUCUCUCUCCUUCCCUGACUUUGGUGGCCAAGGGUUCCUUCUCGCACACAUACUCUCACUUCUGCCUCUGACUGUUGUAUCUUUGUGUUAUCAGAGAUUUGUUUUUAAGACAACAGUUGCAUCAGCAAAAAAGAAGUUGGGUAUUUAAGCUUCACUAAAUUAGUUAGUUCCAUUUCACACUAAAAAAGCACCAGAAUGGGCAAUUCUUUGAAAUUAUGUGAUAUUCUAUAUUUUACUGGGAUGCAAUAGAGAGAAAGGAAGGUGUUCAUCCUGGACAGGCCAUGUAGCAGCAUCAUGCUGAUGUCCCAAGCUGGAAGAGCAGUUGGCAACUGUUAAAAUGCAACAUUCCAUCCUGGCUAACAACUGCUCUCAGUUCAGUUCAACAGUUCAGCCUCAUGGAGAAGCAAAACUACAGCAAAUUCUCCUGUUUCUGGGAGACAGAGCCCGUAGGCUGUAGGAGGAUAAGCUGUGACUUCUUUCACAGAAAACCCCGUAAUAUAAAUGGACUUUAUUUGCCACCUAGUAACAAUGUUCCAUUGAAACAGGAUGUCCAAGGAGGCAUUCUGCAUCCAGCCCAUCGUCAGGACUCACUCAGAAAUCAAGACAAUGUUUUAGUACCAAUUCAUCCUCCACUGAUUAUAAACCUCGACGAUGAAGAGGAUGAUGAAGAGGAAGAUGAAGAGGAUGAUGACGAGGAAGACAACUAUGUUUCUAACUGGAUGCCUAAGACUGUUAUAGAUAUUGAAGAAGAAAGAGCAAUAAGGGAUCUAUGCUAUAAAUCUGGAGAGUAUUAUGGGAUUCAGAACCCUUACAAACACCAAUCAACAGAAACCGUGUCUUCACCGUGGCGAGAUGAGUUAUUACCCUUGGAAACUACUGAACAAAACUUGCAGAAAGGUGACGGUAACACAAUUCCUACAAGAUUUAAUAAUACAAGAAAAGAAAAGGAGAGUUCAGAAAGGAAGGUAUCAAUAGAGAGUAUUCCCAGAACAGAUCAUAAAUCCUUUGACAAUGGAGGAGGUGGUGGUUUUGUGAUGCAGAGGAACACAUUUAUUAAUGGGAACAGAUUUGAGGCACUACCUCGGGAAAAAGGACCAAUUAUAUCAAAGUAUUCCAAUGUGAAAGACACAAACUACACUGAACUGGUAAAGGGCCACCACUUUAAGGAAGUAAAGGAAAAUAAAAGGAUUUCUGAGGAGCGAAGAAAUGCAGCUAAUGCAGUAACUGGCAAAGGAAUUCACACUCCAGACCCCAAAGUAAAACCAAGUUAUCAACAAAGGGGUCAAAGUAAGGAGGAUGAAACUGUUUCUUCCAGUCCAUAUGGGAGAGACACUGGAAGAUACACUAAUUUAAAUUCUUCAGAACCUCGACGAUCAGCUUAUGUAGUCUACCGGACUGUCACUCAAAAGCCAAAAUUCAGUGGAUCUACAGCAGUACCUGAGUCCUAUGGUUUGAAAGGCUCCAAACAAAAGAAUCAGCCUGACACCAAUAGGAGAUUUUGUACCCAAACAGAAAACUAUGGCAAAUAUACUUCAGGAUCUUCUAAUUCACCAGCUUGGAAGAAGAGAAAUCCACAAGCAAAAUCAUUCUCUAAAUUUAAAAUAACCACUCAGCAGAGUAAAGAAGACAUGGAAAUGAAUAAAAAAGGAGAAAAAGAAACAUCUAAAUGGAAAUAAGGAAAUUAGCAACUGGAAUAUCCAAAGAUGAAGAAACUGCAAAUUCCAAAAAGAAGGUGCAGGAAGCAAGCACACUAUAGUGUUUCAAAACUGGUUAAAGAUUCUUAAAAGUAUGCUCUGCAUGGUGACAUAUAAAGAUCUGUAGCCACUAUAUUUAAUCUACUAUAAAAUUUUGCAGUUGAAGUUAUUUUUACAGACUACGGCUCUACACCAUAGACUGAUAGCUCAUAGAGAAAAAAAUCCCUAAGCAGAGUCUUCUCCUGUUUUAUUUGAUAGAUGUUUUAAGGCAUAAUUCCUAAUAUGAAUAAAUACUAUUAGUUAUA
Molecule: messenger RNA, 2297 nt
Organism: Taeniopygia guttata (zebra finch)
Lineage: Eukaryota; Metazoa; Chordata; Aves; Passeriformes; Estrildidae
Gene: ZC3H11D
Product: chromosome 1A C12orf50 homolog
Source: RefSeq, a predicted model, not a curated record